AUGGGCAAGCGUUUACAUUACUCGAGCGCCUCAUCGGAGGACGAGGACGAGGCCUCAGUCGGAAAUGAGGCUUCUGCAUCUCCACCUCCACAAAAGCUCGCUGCCGUUGAGACCGACGACAUCUCGGCCCCAGAGAAUGCCAUCCACUGUUCGCUUCCACCACAUCGAGAAACACUCGUCUUCGCGACGCCUGAGGAGUUUGAGAUACAUUACGCCAAAGAGCACUGGAAUCGAUGUACGGCCUGUGGCAAGAAUUUCCCAACAGCACACUUUCUCGCCCUGCAUAUUGACGAACACCACAACACCUUUCGAGAAGCCCUGCAAUCCAGAGGCGAGAGAACGUAUGCCUGCUUCGUUGAGGGCUGUGACCGACUUUGCUCGGCUCCGCAAAAGAGACGAAUGCACCUAAUUGACAAGCACAUGUUCCCCAAGACGUACAACUUCCGCGUCGUGGAUACUGGUAUCGACAAGUCAACGUCAAUGCUGCACGAGGGCCGCCGAAGGCGGGUGUCUACGACAGCGGACCUGAGUCGAACAAGCAGACAUCAACCAUACGAAACUCGAUCUGGAGGGAUGUCCAGCGUGCAUAGCUCCGUCCCACGUGAACGCAAGGAAGCACAGGGCUUGGGCCGACAGCAGAAAGAAAGCGAGGUCGGUAAUCUCAAAUCCAGCAAGCUUGUCUCGGAUAGCACCAUCAAUGAUCUGGCGACAUCCAUGUCGGCACUUCGAUUUGUGCCACCUAGUGUCGCAAACAAGCAGCGGAAGAAGCCGCCCCCGCCGUGA
This is a messenger RNA of Exophiala dermatitidis NIH/UT8656, 783 nucleotides long. RefSeq lists its product as uncharacterized. NCBI's taxonomy places the organism in Eukaryota, Fungi, Ascomycota, Eurotiomycetes, Chaetothyriales, Herpotrichiellaceae. The record is from RefSeq and is a predicted model, not a curated record. The coding region runs from base 1 to 783 and encodes 260 amino acids. The transcript has a single exon.